Molecule: messenger RNA, 2022 nt
Organism: Propithecus coquereli (Coquerel's sifaka)
Lineage: Eukaryota; Metazoa; Chordata; Mammalia; Primates; Indriidae
Gene: ARID3A
Product: AT rich interactive domain 3A (BRIGHT-like)
Exons: 8
Coding region: 1-1872 (623 amino acids)
Biological process (GO): regulation of transcription by RNA polymerase II
Cellular component (GO): nucleus
Molecular function (GO): DNA binding
Source: RefSeq, a predicted model, not a curated record
AUGAAGCUGCAGGCUGUGAUGGAGACGCUCUUGCAGCGGCAGCAGCGGGCGCGCCAGGAGCUGGAGGCCCGGCAGCAGCCGCCACCUGACACCCCUGCCUGCCCCCCGGCCCGGGCUCGGGCCGCCCUGGACGAGGACAGAGAGCCUGAUGUGCGGAUGCAGCGGGCCCAGAUGGCUGCACUGGCCGCCAUGAGGGCCGCAGCCGCCGGCCUUGGACAUCCACCCAGCCCUGGCGGCUCUGAGGAUGGGCCCCCAGGCUCUGAGGAUGAGGACAUGGCCCGGGAGGGGGCACUGGGCUCACCCGCCAAGCCCAGCCGAGGCAGGGAAGGGCCAGGAGACGAGCACUUCGAGGAGCUGGGCUCGGACGAGGACCUGAAGCCGAAAUGGGAAGAGGAGGAGGAGCUUGAGGAAGACCUGGUGGAGGAGGAGGAGGAAGAGGAGGAAGAGGAGGAGGAGGAGGAGGAUUACGAAGAAGAGGAGGAGGAUGAGGAGGGGCUGGGGCCCCGGGGCCCUGCCGGCCUGGGCUCUGCUGCCCUGUUCCCCCGCAAGGCCCAGCCGCCCCAGGCCUUCCGCGGCGACGGCUUUCCCAGGGCACUGGGGGGCCAGGAGCGGCCGGGGCCUAGCCCUGCCCACCCCGGGGGGGCCGCCCACGUGGCGCCCCAGCUGCAGCCACCAGACCACGGGGACUGGACAUACGAGGAGCAGUUCAAACAGCUCUACGAACUCGACGGGGACCCCAAAAGGAAGGAAUUCUUGGACGACCUGUUCAGCUUCAUGCAGAAGCGAGGGACGCCCGUGAACAGGAUCCCCAUCAUGGCCAAGCAGGUGCUGGACCUGUUCAUGCUGUAUGUGCUGGUGACGGAGAAGGGCGGCCUCGUGGAGGUCAUCAACAAGAAGCUGUGGCGUGAGAUCACCAAGGGCCUCAACCUGCCCACUUCCAUCACCAGCGCCGCCUUCACCCUGCGCACACAAUACAUGAAGUACCUGUACCCCUACGAGUGUGAGAAGCGAGGACUCAGCAACCCCAACGAGCUCCAGGCAGCCAUAGACAGCAACCGGCGGGAGGGCCGGCGCCAGAGCUUCGGGGGCUCCCUGUUUGCCUACUCGCCAGGCGGGGCGCACGGCAUGCUCUCCUCGCCCAAGCUGCCUGUGUCCUCCCUGGGCCUGGCUGCCAGCACCAAUGGCAGCUCUAUCACCCCAGCCCCAAAGAUCAAGAAAGAGGAGGACUCAGCCAUCCCCAUCACGGUCCCCGGCCGCCUGCCCGUGUCCCUUGCAGGCCACCCCGUGGUGGCAGCUCAGGCAGCAGCAGUGCAAGCGGCAGCUGCCCAAGCAGCUGUGGCAGCACAGGCAGCUGCCCUGGAGCAGCUGCGGGAGAAGCUGGAGUCUGGGGAGCCUCCCGAGAAGAAGAUGGCCCUGGUGGCUGAUGAGCAGCAACGGCUCAUGCAACGAGCUCUGCAGCAGAACUUCCUGGCCAUGACAGCCCAGCUGCCCAUGAGCAUACGGAUCAACAGCCAAGCCUCCGAGAGCCGCCAGGACUCAGCCGUGAGCUUGACCAGCACCAACGGCAGCAACAGUAUUAGCAUGUCUGUCGAGAUCAACGGCGUCAUGUACACAGGAGUGCUAUUUGCUCAGCCGCCGGCACCCACGCCACCCUUGGCUUCCAGCAAAGGCGGCGGUGGAGGUGGCAGUGGCAGCGGUGGUGCUGGCAGUGGUGGCGGGAGCAGCGGGAGCAGCGGGACCAGCAGCAGCAACCACCCAGGCAGCCGGGGAGCAAACACCGGGACCAGCAACAGCGGGGGCAGCCAGGCCGGGCCAGCAGGGUCGUCUGCAGUCCCCACAUCUUCUACCUCAAAUAACUCUACGUUGCCUUAACCGCCUCACUCCCCGCCCACCACGUCCUGCUCCCCAGGAGCCCGCCAGACCGGGCAGUGGGGGGGGUCGAGGGGGGCCAGGCAGGGGCCAGGAUGGCGGAAGAUACGGGUGGGGAGGGAAGCUAUCCACAGAGGAGCCACAGCUGACGCC